CAGCUACUCUCGUGGAAAACGAAGGACUCGAUGAUGGAUCAUGGGCGCGGGUCGAGUGAUCGUUAAUAUCGGACAAAGCAAGAUUGAUGUGAAGAUGAGUCGAGAACAGAGAGACAUAAAACUGCUUCCAGCAAGCUGGAAAACACAGAGAAUAGGCUGGCUCUACCGCUUUCUUUUUACGUAGGUAUCGAGAUGUUGAAAGCAUUAGAUCGGAUUAGAUCGGGCCUUUACUCGUCGUUCCCCGGGCGGCCAAAAGUUUCAACGAGAGUUCUUGGUAUAAAUAAACCAAAAAAGAGAAGAUGAGAAACUGUUCUAAAAGCUUCAACGAGAGCUCUUGGUAUUAUAAAACCAAAAAAAACACCAGAAACUAAAAAGAGAAGAUGAGAAACUGUUCUUUACUCCACCAGUUCUUAGGGUACUAGACCAAGAAGAAGAAAAGCAUAUCAAACGAAAAUAAAAUGGCAACCACACUCGAAGAAGACCCGGGCUCUCCUUCGGAGCCGGAUUCGGCUGAGCAGGCAGAGGACUCGGCCACUGCCGAAUUCGUUGCUCAAUUACGGCAUGCUUGCGAGCACAAUGACCUAUCGGCGAUCAAGCAGAUUCUCACGGAGAGGCCUGAUUUGGUCGAUUGCAGUGUGGACAAUACAGGUUUCAUACUAAUAUGUAGUGCCUGUUCUGUAGUUGUUCUACGUAGUUAUCUUGAUGUCCAAAAACUUUGAGCUUAUAAUUCAUUUUUCGCCUGUACUGCAUGCUUUGAUAUUAUAUUCAUUAUACCUAGUUGCUUGCACCAAAUACUCUACGCCCACCACAACAUUCGUCGGAAAGAAUCUCUCACAACAGAGCGCACCCUGCUGAUGCGUAUGAUCUGUCGGAAUAAUGCUGAUAUGGUAUCAUACUUGGUCGGAUUAGGCGCCAACGUAGACACGAGGUUGGAUAUCUACCGCUACAACGCUCUGAUGAUUGCCAUCGAUAAGAGGAAUGACAAUCUCAUCAAGAUUCUGAUGACAGCAAUGGAUGAAUUUCAUCCAUAUGACUUCGAUUUGGGUAUUAUUUUUUUUUGUUCUCCUUGCUUGAUGUUGAUCUUCUGGUAUGAUCGUGAGAGUCAGUAGUAAGUGCUUACCGCAUUUCUUCAAUGAAAGGAUAAUAAGUGCCCUCCCAUCGUCGCCAGGAGCAGGAUCUUUUUUCUCGACUGAUUUUCUCUGCUUCCUCUCCUUUCUUACCUCACUCUGUCCUUGUUGAUGCGCAUCGACAGGGACCACGUACUCCAGCUGCUUUGUUUGCUGUGAGUUAUUUAGUCAGCUUUUCUGCGCGAGUUCAACUUUCUUUUCAUUUUUCUUCUUCUCCAUAGAUGAUAUGACUUCCAUUCGGCUUGAUGUUGCUCUUCUGGUAUCUAUUCUAUGAUUGGAAUUGGCUCUUCUGGUAUUUCUUCACGUCGUUUCUUGUUCUCCAUAAAGGUGGCGAAUGUUCGCAGAUGGUCCGGUUAGACCCAGAAUAUUGCUCCAAACCUGGCGCAGAGUUCAAUAUGAAUGACAGUACCAGGAUCGGAAUCGAAGUUGGGCUGACUGCAGAGGGGAUUCAAGAAGCGCUGUGCUAUAUUGACGACGCAGCUAGCAGAAUGCAGUCGAAAAUGCCGUCGAGACAAAUCACACCGAGGGUACUUACUUGUAGUUGUGGAUCCAAGCAGUAUUGUCCUCAUAGCUUGUUCAUGGGUUUUCAACAUGCUUGUUGUUGGUGCUCUCCAAGAAUGUCGUUAGGCCUAGUUUGCGCAUCGAGUCUCGUGUUAUCCUCGGCUCCAUCUUCUUCUUCACACCCGUUACUAAAGCAAGCCCUCAUCUACUUAGGUUCCCGCCACUCCCCGUGGCGACGAGAGCGUUGCAGAGAGUCACAGCUAUGGGGCUUUUGCAGCUGCCUACGAUGCGGGCAGCUCUGUCGGUGGAGCUUCUAUCAAUACUGCACAAGUAGUCUCUCAAGCCGUCGAUCCUAAGAGACCACUGUUGGCGCUCCACGCCAUUCUGUUGGACAAAGAGGGGACAGAGCUCCAGCGUAUAUCAGCAGAGAACAGCAAUAUCGUCAAGCAUUUUGCGCCGCACUUGAUGCCACAGAAAGGCCUGUUGAACACAGAAAUGUUGCGCCAAGACCGUGAACAAGCGAGAAACAAGAAGAAGUUUCGUCGCAGUUUUUCAUCAGCUAGUGCUAGGAAAGCCAAGAGGACACCACGGCAGUUCAAGGCGGAGGGCAUCGCACCAGUCGACUUCGAACGUCGACUAGCGGCGAAGAAACUACAUGAAACUGUGCUGAUCCGAGAACAAGGCUAUAGUCCAAGAAAUAGUGACGAUCUAGAUGACAUGACGGGUGGCGACCGCACUGAUACGCAAUCAGUCGUGAGUCGUAGUGCAGUGUCGGCUUCCGGUGUAAGUGCGGUGUCUGCAGCGAGGACUAACAAAUCUGCGGAGAGGUUAGAGUUAAGGCACUCACUGAUUCAUCUUUGACUGCAUUCCUGGAAAGCAUGCUCGAGUAGUAUUCAUGUGCUAUACUGUUCAAGGAUGCAGCUGAAAGAUGAAUGGCGGAAAGGUCUAAUAGAACGGGACGCGUUUAUCUUGGAGCCGGAGAGACAUAAAGUAGGUUUAUUCCUAGACCUGUACAAAGUGCAGCCUGAAGUGGCGGCGAUAUGUUUCAAACUAGAAGCGCAACCCAUCUACGCGGAGAAAGCAGGGUUGUUGAAGUUCUUCACGGAAAAACCAGAAUACAGCGUCAAAGAGAAAGAACAUGAGAAGUUACGAUUGCGUCACUAGGAACUCUCUUUCUUCAUCGAAAGGUUAAUAUGUCAAAAUGAAAAUACUUCUCACAAGUACUAGUACGUUCUUCUUGCACCCUUGUCUAAGCCCUGGAAUGUACGAAAGCGAGCGUGGCGGUUCUGAGCGUCGCUCUCAGAAAGACCGAAUGUCUUUAGCGACGACGAUGCUAGCUAGCACUGACGCAGGUCCUCAUGGGCCUCCAGAAACGUUGUUAGACAUGAGGACGUCCUUUGAUCUGACCAACAUCUUCAUUGUGUCUCUCUGUAGAGAAGGAAAUAGUAGGGAAUUUGCAGUCCCACACUGGAUGGCGCAUUAUGAUUGGAGAGCAUGCGGCAGUAGUGAAGAUCAGUUAUGAGGUUUGACUAAAUCGUGGUAAGUGGUAAAACCCAACCUAAAAACCUAACCUAACCAAGUGAUGUUGACUUCCAGAAGUUGUCCUCUGAGUAUGAUCCGAGUCCUAACCUAACCAAGUGAUGUCGACUUCCAGAAGUUGUCCUCUGAGUAUGAUCCGGAGUCAGAUGAGAAAAUCUUCCAACAUCUAGUAUCAACCCAUCAUUUUUCGACAGGAUAUCCGAGCUCUAUCCCCAUCUGCCGAGCUCUAACCCCCGACGCCGGCCCCCAGGCUCCAGUUCCGGAAGACAGGUUGGCAGUGCAGGAAGAGGCCAUUUUCCAGGAGAUCACGAAUCGGAUACACCCUCUCGUCUGUUCCAAAAGCUUCAAUAGUUAAGGCUCAAUGUCGUGAACUUCAGAGAAGAAGUGAAUUGGUUUGAGCCCUAAAAUACCCGAAGAUUUCCAGUCCUCAUAAAAUCCGUGUUUGAGCUCUAAAAUACCCGAAGAUUCCCAGUCCUCAUAAAGUCUGUCUUCCAGAACAAUGUCACGCUGAUGAUGAGCAUGCUGGAGGCGAAAGCGGCACCGGAAAUAGCCGAUGUCGAAUACGGCAUCACGGCAUUGGGAUGGGCAGCGCGGAGAGGGUUUGAUUUGUUAGUGAGGAAACUAGUGGAACAAGAAGCGGAUGUGAAUUGUGUAGACUUCUUUGGGAAAACUGCUUUAGCUGCAGCUGUAGAAGAAAGGAAAGUAAAUUAAGGGUCGUAGUUUCCAAAUUACAUCCUCCAAUACCAUCUCUCACCUAUUUCCUAGUAGGAAAACGGCUGAGGAUGUUCUGAGGAACGUAAAAAUUCUGCAAGAACCUCUAAGUACAAGUAGUGCGAUACUUGCUGGAGAAUAAAGCCGACGCGAAUCACGUAAACCCUAGAAACGGAGAAACUUGCCUUUUCAGCGUCCAAUCGGUAGAGAUGGCGAAACUGCUUUUGUCGCACAAGGUUGACCUCAAUUGGAAGAGCUUAGUGAAUAAGGGAACGGCAUUGCUAAAUUUAGCGAGUAGGCUUUGCGCACACAGAGGACAAGCGGAGGAAGUCUUCCAAAUCAUCAAGCAUCUGGUACUUUUCACUGUUUCGGAUUUUUGGAUGAAUACGUGUCUUUCUCUUAGGGACAAAUUAUUCCUUGUUGUUCCUUUAAAACUAGAAGUACGCAUCUACUUAGAUUAGUUUCACAAUCUUCCACCUCGUCAGGUCGAAGCCCGUGCCGAUGUUCUUUCACAAGACGACAAAUGUAUCUCGCCCUUGUUUGCCGCAGUGACGAACGUCAGUAACGCAAAUGUAGCGCAAUUGUUUCUGCAGCAAGGUGCUGGAGUGGAGAUUUUUGCCGCUGUCUGUGGGUGUGCCAAUCUCAAUGAGGAACGUCUUUUUGAGGCCGUAGAUGAAGUAGCAGCUGGCCCGAUGGAGAGCGAUGAUGGAGAUGCUGGGAAAGGAGAGACUGGGAAAUUUAUGAAAAAGAAAACAUGCGCCUGUUUCAGCGGUGAGAGUAAGAUGGAGGUACUGAUCUGUCUUUAUUCAGACGACGAAGUAGAAGAAGAUUAUUAUACAUUCAUAGUUGUAGUUCAUGAUGAUCUCAAGAAGAACACGUACUUAGUUCAACAUUUGAAUACCCAACAUCUGGAUACUUAUCCGAAAUACCUUCCACCUGAUCUCGUGUCUCCCCCUCCUCGUCCCUCUAAUCCCUCCGACGAAAUCGUCGACGUGGACCUUGGCAGUCAGAUUGGACGACGAAAUCCCUACUUUGACAGUGAGCCAUUGCAUUUUGACAACUUCAAGAAGCUGUGGCACAGCUGUAAGCUUGCUGAGGGGAUGGCGGAGUUGUUUUUCGGAAUACUCAAAGACGCAUUUACGAAUUUCGGGCUGCCUGCUGAGGAAUUGCCACCCAUAAUAGUACAGCCACCACCUGGGGAGAAAAAAGCUGCAAGUCCAAAGAAAGGCAAGGCUGCUAGACCGGAAGUCACGAAAAUUGAACUGGGACCAGCUUUGGACAAAAAAAUAUUCCAGAGUUUGGAGCUGUUGCUCUCCAGAGACACGGAAUCGGCAAUAGACGUGCUGUUCGACAGUGGACAGCUGCGUACUUACUUAAAUAUCAUUAUCGUAAGAAGUCAAUCUCAACGUCUCCUGUGCUGCGUACUUACUUCAUUAAAUCGUAAGAAGUCAAUCUCAACGUCUCCUGUGUUGGUGUUGAAAUUGCUGCAGAAUUUGAUUUUGAAGGAUGAUGAGAAUUAUCUAGUACUCCAUGAACUUGAACCAUCACGACCAACAAAAGGAACACCAACAAACCUGACAGAAUUCAUCACGAUGGGGGAUCUGGUGUACAUGUUUCAGUGCACGCAAGUUUUCUGCUUGGGGAUCUGUAACGCUUUCCUCAUAGAAGACUACGGCUUUUGUGACGACACGGCUGUCAAUCCAGAUGAUGAAGAAGAGGAGGAGGAAGAAGAAGACAAUAAUGUUAGGACUCAGCUGCCGACAGAGCAAGCUCCUGGACAUGCUAAAACACUAGAGGAAAUGCUCGCGGAGGCAGAUGCUGCGGAUGCAGCUGCAGCUAGGCCGCAUAGGCCAACAGAACAAGCGUUUCAGGAUAUGUCGAGGGAGGAAGUUCUGACGGUACUAGAAUUUUCAGAUUUUGACUUAAUAACGAAUGCAAUUUCCUUGUCGUCCACGCAAUAAUAGAUCAUUGCUUCUUCAGGAUCUUUGUUGAUCUCGUAAUCGUAUGAACAUGAACAAGAUGUAGACAUCAUCAUCAUCUUCAAGCAGAUGAAUUUUAUUCCAAUCACCUUUGAAUCUGGACCCAUAUUGAUCACAGCAAAUCGUCGGCGACCCCACGGGCAUCGGUAGAAAGCCUUAUCACGUCUGGCUAGACGAGCAAGAUGCCAAGAGGCAGCGAGAGCGGGACGUCUUAACUGCAAGUUUGAGACCAGGAGAAAAACUCAGCGAUCUAUUCAAGAAGCAUGGUAUAAAAACGGAGGUCGCGGAACCAAAAAUCCGGGAUAUAUUGCCACCUUUGGAGAAAAAGGCAGCGGUAUCUUCACUUCUACUACGUUUUUGAUCUGUUUUUAGGUUGUUGUAGUUUCCUGUCCCGUACUCCUGGCUGGAUUCUUGUCCUGUUGUCUUGUCCUGCUGUACUCCUGUCCCGCUGUACUCCUGUCCCGCUGUACUCCUGUCCCGCUGUAGUCUUGUCCUGCUGUAGUCUUGUCCCGUAGUCUUCACUUCUACCACGACGUUCUUGUUUUUAGAUUGUUGUAGUAGAUUGUUGUAGUUUGUGGAUCUCAUCAUGAUCGUCAUCAUCUCUCUAGAAGAAAAAGUCCGUUACGAUUCCACAUCAGUUCGAGCUAGUCGAGACGCUUACGCAACGCACCUUCGGCAAGAACAAGUUGAAAAGGCUGGACAAGCGCGUAGGUGUGAAGGAAUUUCAGGAACUUAUCGAAUCUUUGCCAAAUUUGAGGAGACAUAUGUUUCCACAUUGGACUCCGGGUGGUGGCCCGGUUGGUCUCUCCAAAGCAGCGAAAAAACACCAGAAAAUAGCGAGGCAGCAGCGAGGACGGGUGGUAGAAACGCUGUGUGAAGAGAGGAUAAGAAGUGACUGUCAUGUUAUGUGAAGAAGUAGAUGUACUCGUGGAACAACAGGGGAGGUGGAACAGGGCAGUUCUUCUCGCCACUUCGCGUUUGUUCGCGAAAUGAUUUAGAAGACGCGCCUCAACCUCAUCAAUCAUUCACAAGAUAGGUUUCAAAGUCAAAGAAACAACGUUAUAACGUAAACAAGAAGGAGGUUAAGUCUUACUCAACAUCAACAUCAUUACUCAUCAUUUUCAUCAGAAAGUAUACAUUCAUAAUGGCGUCCAUGCGGCACUUCCAUGAUUUACAUUUGCAGUUUGACGUCAGCAUCGAAAUGAACAGGUGGGAGUUCAUAUCAGAGAUUCCAUUGAUUUAGUUUUAUGCGUAACAGGCUGAUCAUCCAGUACACACUAGAACGAUCUAGAAACGUACACACACUGCAUAAGUUCAUGCACCACGUGCCCCAUUUUAUCAUCAUCGGUCCCCAUUUCAUCAUCCCCAUUACCUUUCCCUAGUAGUCGCCCCCCUGCUUCAAAAUGUUUCCGAUGACAAAUGCAUACUGAGCUUGAUUUUUCAGGUAAUAAAUUUAUCGUAGACGAACUCAAUUUACUUGUUCAUAGGCUAACAAUCAGUAUAUUUCAGCGUUUUAAGAAAUCUCCAAAUCCAAAUCCAAAAGAACAGAAUGAACUAGUCAAUCACGACGUAUUUUGAUCUCCACUAGCACGCAUAGGAAUGAACAGUCGAAGAAGAAGAAGAAGAAGAAGAACAAAAUCGUGAAUAUUCCACCGAUUCGAUCCUCAUCCUUUUAGAUAGCAGAUUAGUUUCCAAGUUUCCAACUAUUCCACCCAUAGCAGAACAUGCAGUAGAGGUUUACGAAGUUGUUAGUACUAGUUGAUGUUUCAGUUUCUUUCCUAUCCACCGUGCAUCGAUGUGAAAAGCUUCCGACUUUUACAACGGAUCAUGUGCCUGGGUAUUAUGAGGCCACGUUGUGCUGGCAUUGCGCCGCAUUUCAACCAGCCUUUGGUCGCCAAUUUGCAAGGAUUUGUGAGAGUGUCACGUUGAUGUGAAGUCGAAAGUUAUAUGCGGCAAAGAGCGCCCGGCCCAGCAGGUUUUAAGCCAAAGAAUGCAC
Amoebophrya sp. A25 is the source of this 7853-nucleotide messenger RNA. The record is from the annotation of a GenBank genome assembly. Lineage: Eukaryota; Dinophyceae; Syndiniales; Amoebophryaceae.